AUGGGUCUUAAUUUCAGUCUACUGGGGAACCUAGUGGCCAAAGGUUGUGACCCUGGCUUAACAGCCAAUGGGAGUCAACGAUGUGAUGAUAUAGAUGAGUGUAAUGAGUGGGACAGUGCCCGACCCUGUGGAAGUAAUGCCACGUGUUUCAACACAUUUGGAAGCUUCUACUGUCACUGUCUAACUGGGUUCGUAUCCACAACGACUUUCAAGUUUACUCCUCUCACUGGGGAGUGUAAGGACCUCAAUGAGUGCCUGAAGAAACCACAGGUUUGUGGCAGCAACACCAUUUGCCUCAACACCAUCGGGAGCUACAUCUGCCAGUGCCAACCUGGUUUCAAUGUCUCUAUGUACACUGGACGCUGUGCGGAUGAGGAUGAGUGUGUGUGGGUUCCCCCGGUGUGCGGCGCUCAGGGCAUUUGCACAAACACACCUGGCCGAUACACCUGCACCUGUCCGUCAGGGCUCAGUAACCACGGCAACAACUCCGCCCCCUGCACAGACCUCAAUGAGUGCCUGGAGAAACCACAGGUUUGUGGCAGCAACACCAUUUGCCUCAACACCAUCGGGAGCUUCAACUGCCAGUGUCAACCUGGGUUCACAUCUAACUUAACCAACGUCACUAGACACUGUGAGGAUGAGGAUGAGUGUGUGUGGGUUCCCCCGGUGUGUGGUGCUCAGGGUAUGUGCACAAACACACCUGGCCGAUACACCUGCACCUGUCCGUCAGGGCUCAGUAACCACGGCAACAACACCGCCCCCUGCACAGACAUAGAUGAGUGUAAUGAGAUCGCUGGUAUCUGUGGAGUGGGCGGGGACUGCCAGAACCAGAAAGGAAGCUACAGUUGCCUCUGUCACCCUGGAUACAGUAACUACGACAACAAACAGGCUCAGUGCUCAGUACUGACCUGUGACCAGUUCAAAGCGAAUGAGACUCCUGGACAGACUGUCCCAGGUUUAGCUGGUCUCCUGUCUCUGAUGAGGAACAGCUGUCUGGUGUUGAGUAACUCUGGGGACGCAGCCGGGGGGAAACUGACUGGAGAGGUGUUACUGGAGAAUGUCUUCACGGAGAUGGACAGACUCUUGUCUCACGAUAUCCUAAGCAACAGCCAGGAGGUGAGUGGGUUGCUAGGCACCGUGGAAGACGCCAUGAGGCUCAUCGGGCCGCAGCUCAGAGACAACCACACCACCAAUGAGACAGACCACGCAGCGACUGAGCUUGCAGUGAGGAGGGGACAGACUCCGCCCACUGGGCCAAUCAGCCUGGCCAAUGACAACGCUCGACUGGACACCAGCUGGGAGACAGCCACCGGCAGCGGGACGUACCCAGGUUUCGCUCUGGUUGGGUUGGUGUGUUACAAGACAGUGGAGAAAUCUGUCAACAACUCCUUCCAGUACCUCACUGACACAGACACAGACACAGCAACAGCCACGGCGUCAAAGCUUAGCUACCAGAUCAGUUCCAAGGUGGUAACAGCUUUCGUCAGUAACCCAGCAACAGACCACCUCGCCCAGCCUGUCAUCCUCACCUUCAAACAUCUACAGGUGAGGGCGGAGUCAGCGGAGAUGAACUAUACCUGUGUGUUCUGGUCGGAGGGGCGUGUCCAUGAAGAGGGAGGGGCGUGGUCAAGGCUUGGCUGUACCAAAGUCACGUCUAAUGCUACACACACUGUGUGUUCCUGUACCCACCUGAGCAGCUUUGCUGUUCUCAUGGCCCUCUACCCUGUAGAGCACACCUUUGAGCUGCGUCUUUUGACGUGGCUGGGUCUGUCGGUGUCUGUGGUGUGUCUGUUGCUGUGCAUCCUGACCUUCUGGCUGUGUCGGUCCAUCCAGGGGACACGCACCACCAUCCACCUCCACCUCUGUGUCUGCCUCUUCAUCGCUGACCUCGUCUUCCUCAGCGGUAUCUCACACACACAGAGCAAGGUGGGUGGAGGAUGUAGGGUUGUAGCAGGUCUCCUCCACCUGUUCUUCCUAGGAUCCUUCAGUUGGAUGUUGUUAGAGGGGGUUCAGCUCUACCUCAUGGUGGUCCUGGUCUUCAACACUACCAUCAGACCUCUGUACCUGUAUGCUGUGGGAUAUGGACUGCCACUGGCUAUAGUCAUCAUCUCUGCUAUCACCUACCCAGAUGGAUACGGUACCACACACCACUGUUGGUUGUCUCUGGAGAGAGGAUUCAUCUGGAGUUUCUUCGGCCCAGUGUGCACCAUCAUCAUUCUCAACGUUUUCUUCUUCAUCAUCACUGUCUGGAGGCUGGCCCAGAAGUUCUCUAGUCUCAACCCUGACCUCUCCAACCUACGCAAGAUCAAGUAAAGAGAGAGAGAGAGAUGGGGAGAGCGAGAGAGAGAGAGUGUGAAACUGAG
This is a messenger RNA of Salvelinus namaycush (lake trout), 2363 nucleotides long. Its product is annotated as adhesion G protein-coupled receptor E1-like. The record is from RefSeq and is a predicted model, not a curated record. Gene Ontology annotation, molecular function: G protein-coupled receptor activity; calcium ion binding. The coding region runs from base 1 to 2313 and encodes 770 amino acids. The transcript is spliced from 17 exons. Gene Ontology annotation, biological process: cell surface receptor signaling pathway; adenylate cyclase-activating G protein-coupled receptor signaling pathway. Gene Ontology annotation, cellular component: membrane. NCBI's taxonomy places the organism in Eukaryota, Metazoa, Chordata, Actinopteri, Salmoniformes, Salmonidae.